CAUUUUGCGCAAAAAUCAUGAAAUGACAAUUUUCCCAGCGCUUUCUCAAUUUUUGUUGCAUUGUUGAAAGUAUGAACUUUACGAAAAUAACACUUAUCUAAAGUUAAAAAUUAUCGUUUUAACGUAAAAAUUAAUACUUUUUGAUGGCCUAUACAAAAAAUAUCGAGUCUCCUCCUUUUAGUCUUCAGACGCAUGCGCAUAGACAGUAAACAGUGCAGCAUGUCGUCCAGUGAGAGAAAGUGUAAUUGAUAGAUCUAGAAUUUUGACAGAUUCUGUGAGAAAAGAGGCCUUGUGUAACAAUCGUGUCAGCCUGUCACUAAGUGCCAUGUUCCACAACAGCCAAAUAACACAGUAUUAAGUGGAUGAGAAUUCCAAUGAGAGCAAAGCCCAAGAAUGUUCUUAUCCUGAUUCUCUGUGUCUGCUUAAUUCCUUUAUUUUGGAUCUCGCUCGUAACUAAGCAAAAUGUAUCACUGCCUGGGACAGAUUUUAGUGGACUGGAGGACAUACAAGAUAGGCUACAGGUAGCCGAGCAUGUCAACAAAAAGCGAGAGGAGGAUUUAAAAACACUUCGCAGUAAUUUUCUUCAAAUCCUAAAGAGUGUGCUUCAAGUGGCAAAUCAGACCAACAGGUCUAUUGCAGAUAUGUUUCAGACAGACCUGGCUGUACAGCUGAGCAACAUGAGUAAUAUUUCCUCCGAGAACUCGCUACAGCUCCCAAGUCUCUUCACCUAUCUCCCACACAUUGUUGGAAAACCCCAGAGUCUUAAACCAAGCUUUCAGCUGUCACAAAACAGAUAUGGAGCAAUGAUUGUGAUUGGAAUUCCAACAAUCCGCCGUGACAAGACGAGCUACCUACAGCAGACGGUCACAUCGCUGAUACAGGGCAUGACUAAUGAAGAGCAGAAGGAGUGUGUCAUUAUCGUAUUCGUUGCUGAGCCUGGAGAUCCUGAAUAUGUUAAAAAAGUAGCCAAGGACCUUGAAAAGCAAUUUCCUGAGUACUUAAAGAGUGGACUUUUAGAACUUAUUGCUCCUCCAGCUGAAUUUUACCCGGACUUUAAUGAUAUCAAACAAACUUAUGGUGACACGAAGGAACGAGUCAAGUGGAGGACGAAACAGAAUCUGGAUUUCUCCUUUCUGAUGAUGUACGCCAGAAGUAAAGCGGUUUAUUAUGUACAGUUGGAAGAUGAUGUGAUAGCCAAGCCAGGUUACUUCACCGUUAUGAAAACAUUUGCAGAACAGCAAAGUUCAAGUACCUGGAUAUUGUUGGAGUUUUCAACACUGGGUUUUAUAGGUAAAAUGUUCAAAUCCCGAGAUUUGCCAGUGGUGGUCGAAUUUUUCUUGAUGUUUUACCGGGAUAAACCUAUUGAUUGGCUGUUAGAUUACUUUCUAACUGUCAAAGUUUGCAACCCAGAAAAGGAUCACAAACACUGCAGCCGGAUGAAGCUGGAGAUGAGGAGGAGGUACAAACCCUCCCUCUUUCAACAUGUCGGGACACAUUCCUCACUGAAAGGAAAAGUCCAAAAAUUAAAGGAAAAAGAUUUUGGGAAGUUGUUGUUGCACAGGGCUCAUGUUAAUCCUCAUGCUGAACUAAGCACAACACUUAAAGCGUACCAAAAAUUCACUCUCCGAAAAGCAUACAUCGGAGAGGAUGUAUUCUGGGCCACCACACCUGCCAGGGGGGAUUUCUUUCAGGUGAAGCUAGAACCUCCAGUUUAUGUGGAAGAAAUUCUAAUUAGGACUGGAAAUCCCGACCACAAGAGUGAUAUUUUGCGGAAUGGAUCUCUGCUUGUGAAGAUGGAGGAGUCCACAAUGCCGUCCCACAUCUCGCAGAACACAAACUUCACGUUGACUACUACAGGGUUUUAUGUUGUGACGUCAUUUAAAAAUGGAUUGGCUAAUGUCAAAUUUGGUGAAGACAUAGGGAAAAUCCAGAGUAUCAGGGCUGCAGUGGAUGCUGACAAUGAAAAUUGGGUGAUAGUCAGUGAGAUCCAUAUUAAGGAGAGAAAACCAGCAACGAAAUCCACGAGAUAACAAAGGCCUCUCACAGUUUUCCACAUGAUAUGCAAAGAUAAACAAUACGGCCCAGUAUGGAAAGACCAACAUCUUUCCUUGGUGUGAGAAGAAGUGUCUUGCUAGAAUUAAAGUGUAUAGAAGUAUUCAUGAUACCAAAUUAAGAGACCACUGGCAACAGUGAUAUUAUCUUGUUUAACUUACUGUUUUGUCAUGACCUUUUCAUUCAAAAUACCAAAACUUGUUUCUUUAAUUUAUUGUGGUUUUGACCAAGUCUGUUGUUGGUUUAUAGAACACAGAAGUCGACCUACAUGUAUUUUAGGAUUUGCAGUGCUAUACAAAAUGGUUUUCAUUUUUCAAUAUACUUGUAUUUAGAACUGGUUUGGAAGAUGAAAUUAUGUAAUACAUACAGUAUACAUCUCUUUUUCUCUCUUUCAGAAUUAAAUGAAGCAAUCAUUACAUAAAGGCUAGGAAAUUAUUACUCUUUAAAUUUGCAGACACAACAGCAUUGAGUUAACUACAUUUUUCAAUUUAUUAAGGUGGCUCAUUACACCUUUUAAAAAGAGUUUCUCCAAUCAGCAUGAAGUGAUUUAGUUAUGAAUAAUAUGAUGUAUGAGAAGUACAUAUGUCAAAAAGGCAGAAAAUAUGCACUUUUGGAUGAAAAAAAAAUCUUUUUUUCACAAAUUUAUUUUAAUGAAUAUGAACAAAUGUCUUUAGAGGAUUUGAACUCUGAACCUGUUGGUUAUGAAACUAAUACCUUAUCCAUUGAGCUUUGGUGAUAGACAAAUCAAUCGAUGCAUUAAAGCUUUUAAAACAUUUAAAUUUCAAUGUUGUGACAUAGCGACAUAAAAAGUACAAGUCUUGGUGUAACAAGCUACCAUAAUGUAUUGAAAGGACAAUCACUUUAAAGAUUGUUUUUUAAAUUAAGAAGGUAUAAGUAAUUUGGGAAUUAACAGUGCUAGCCUAGCGAGUGAGGAUUUGGAUGCUGGUGAUGGUUUUAAGCAAGAUACAGUAUUUAAAUUCAAAACUACAUGUACUUAAGGUUGUUUGAGGAAAAAAGUUUUUUCAAGAGAAAUUUAUCUUUGUCUUCCUUAAACUGUGGAGUAUUGAGAAUUACAUUUUUAUGCAUAGCAUUUAAACAUUUGUCUUCACCCUUGUACCUCAUUUUCUCAAUUUAAGAGGUUUUUUUUGCAAAUUGUGUCAUGGAAAUUUGUACAAUGUUUUUAUUUAAUUCAUAUAUAUAUUACUGCGGAAUCAUUUUAAUUCGUGGGGGGCCAAUGUUCGUGGGUAAGCAAAAUUUUGCUAGUUUGUGGGGACGUUAUUUCGUGGGUAAGUGAUACGAUGUCACGAGGGGAGAUAACUCUACUUAGUUUAAAAAAAAUGUUGGAGGACACGUAAAUUCGUGGGUAAGAGUGACCCACGAAAUCCACGGACAUCAAUCUCCCACGAACAGUGAGGAUUCCGCAGUAUCAUUUGACAAUGGAGCUGCAGCAAUGAUGCAGUAACUUGCUUAUUAUGGCCAGUCACACAAUCUGUCUCUGGUCCUGCUGUCUUCCAAAAAUAAACAAGGAGGUAUUAGGUCACCUGAGUCACUCGGGUGAUUCAUUGUAAUUGAUCUGUGCCCGUCUUUGUGCGUUGUCUGUUGUCCGUUGUGCAUUAACAAUUGAACAUUUUUAACUUCUUCAUAACUACCAUUUCAAUUCUUUUCAAAUUUGGUAUGAAGCAUCUAUGGGACAAGGGAAAUAUAAAUUUUAAAUUUCAAGACUCCUGGGGUUGGGGCAAAAAUUCAAAAAACAUUCUUCUCUACAACCACACAUCUUUUAGAAAAUCUAAAUGCAUUGUCGUGUAGAGUAGAAAGACCUCUACCAAAAUUGUAAAUUUCAUUAUCUUGGGGUAGAGGUUCUUUCUCUAGGGCAGGACCAAGCUUGGUAUAUAGUUCUAUAUGUGUAAAACUUUUACAUAACAUCUUCAUUAAUACUAUUGAUACUAAAUUGAAAUUAUAUAGAUAUUUAGAAGGAGUAGGUAGUCCUUUACCAAAAUUAUAAGUUUUAUGAUCCCAGGAGUACAGGUUAUGGUUCCAGGGUGGGACCAAAAUUAUUAUAGCAAUUAUUUUCCUUAUCGUUUGGACCAUCUUUAAUUUUGCUGUUACUGUAGAAAAACUAAAUGCAUAUUUUAGAAAAGCAGAAAGGGAUGUACCAAAAUCGUGAAUUUUGCAACCCAAGGGUUCUGACUCUAGGUAUAAAAUAGUCAUAUAGUGUAAAUAUAAAAUAUACAUAUUACAUUUAUAAAGUCUUUCAUAAAUAUGGACACUUUUGGGGGCAUUUGUGUUUUUAAAAAAAAGCAUAUCUUGUUUUAUAUUGCUGCUGAAUAUUAGAAUUUUGCUUCGAUAUGCAGAAUGGAAAAAUUACUAUAGAUUUCAUAGCCCUUGGGCUACUGAUACUGUUAACUAAUACUCAGGAGACCGAUAAGGCCUGUAGCUCUCUUGUUCUCCUCGUUGGAUAAAUGUACAAUUAUGAUAUUCUACAUAUUCUUGCCCCUUAAUAUUAGUACCAAAGUUACAGGUAAAAUAUACAUCAUCUUCCCAUGUAAGACUUGGUAAACAUGCAUUUAUAGGACAUGUCGGUCAGCGUUCAUGCAAGCCUGAUGAUUAAAGAUGCAAUGUUUAUGUUUUUUUCGAAAGGAAAACUGUUAAUCCAAAGGAAUAUUGUUAAUUGAGUAAAUGAUUUGUGUAUGUAUAUUUAAUCGUUGACUGUUAGAAUUGAAUCGAGGAGAUUUUGACUUUGCAUGGGAUUUUGUUAUCACUUUUGAUUUCUCUUUAGUUCUGUUUAUAUAUGUGUUUGUGUAUAUCUUUGGUGUUAUUUACCACAGUAUAGUUUUAGCUAUGGCCAAUAGUAGAAAUGCACUUAAUAUUUUACUCUGGAACAUGAAGCAGAACAGGCACAUAAGUAGAAUAAACAUGGAUGUUGAGGGUCAAGGUCAUUUGUACAAGGCCAUUAGUCGAUAAAAAAGUAACCAAAAUCUAUGGAAAUUAGAAGUUCAUACAUGACUGAAAGGUUGAUAAUGACUGGAAAAUUUACAUUACAAGCUCAUAUUUGGCACAGAGUUCACAUGUGACAAUACAGUGUACAUGACUGCGAUCCAAGGUCAUUUGCCCAAGGUCACUGAUGAAAUAAAAAGUGGAGCUUAACCUUGUAAUGCAAAGACAUAAGAAGCUCAUUCUCAGUGGAAAGGUUGCCCAUGGCCAUGACUCCAGACCAAAUUAAAAGUCACUUGUAAAAGAAGUGGUUGUUCUAGGACAUCUUUUUGUAAUGCAGAAAAAACUAGUUGUGCCUUAAUCACAAAAAAUUAGUCUAACCAAUUCUUCCAGUUUCAAAGAUGAAUUUGUAACCAUCAUCAACAUGCUGCAAGUUUUUUUCUCUUAAAAAUCACAAGUGAAUUACUGUGUAUAAUAUCUUCCAAAAUUAUGAAAGGAAAUAGUUGAAAUUUCAGAUAUUAAUGGUUUGAUUUUAUCAUAUUUGAACCAGAUAUGACAAAUUUGUCCCUUUUAAAGACAUCUACAUUAGGGUCAGUUUGAAGUGGAUCUAAUAGAACAACACACACACACACCCCCCCCCCCCCCCCCCCCCCCCCCCCCCCCCCCCCCCCCCCCCCCCCGUGUGUGAAGUUUUAUCAGAGACAGAUAUUGUUCGUGUUUUUAGUUUUAUCAUUUUAAGCAGUUGGUUGUUGUGAUGGGUUGACCUAUGAUUUUUGUGUGGUUGUAUCAAAUUCAAUGCAGAAAUUAGGCUUGGAAAUAUUUAUUAUUGUUAAUAAGCAAGUUUUUAUAAAUUUUGUAAUGUAUGUGGUAAUAUCAAAUUUUAAGUGAUAAUGAAUGAUUUGAGCUGUUUAAAACAGCAUUAUAUUGAUGAGGAAGACAAAAUAAUUAUAUUGAGAUAAAAUCUUGUAGUUAAUUCAGAAAUAGACUAGAUGCAUGUAUUUUUCAUACCAUUAGAAAAAUUUACAAACCAUUCCAGCUGUCCAGAUUAGUCACUAUCACAAUCAAUUUUUAUCAAUUAAUUUAGAUCCAUAUUUUCUAGUAGUUUUUAUUUCAUGUGCAAUAAAUUUUGUGCCAUUGGUAAUUAAUUUUCUGAAGAUAGGUUUGUUUUGAUAUGAGAAUAUUGCUUAAUAUUAGGUCAGCUGAGUCACUUUGACUUAUCGCUGUCCGUGAUCAUCCGCCAUGCAACUUCAUUUGAAUUGCUAGGGAGCAGUUUUUGGGGGUAGGGGUACAAAAAUUGGGAAUUUCAUGAUCCCUGCCUAUUUGGGACCAUAAGAGUAGGUGUGAAACCUUUAAGAAUAGUACAAUCUUUAAAAAUCUUCUUCACUUCUUGGCAUCAUGGAACUAGGUGCAUAGUUAUCCAAAGCAUAAUCAUAACCCUCUACCAAAAUUGUGAAAGUUGUAGCUCUUGGGUUAGGGAUUUAAGUUCAAUCCCUGUCAAGGGCAGGGCUAUAUGGAUUAUACAGCGAAAUGUUUAGAUCUUUUCUUUUCUCCUGAACAACUGGGAAACAAACUGUGUGUAUUGAUAUAUUGAAAAUGUAGGCGCUCUGAAUAUUUUGAUAUGUUUGAGCCAGGGUAUCAGACUUCAGGGUAGGGCUUUAAGGAUCAUGUAGUGAAAAUAGUUAUUCAAAGCUGUAAAAAUUCCUCAGUAUUGGAUGUAUGGUGAUAAUGGGCAUGGAUGCCUCUAUCAAAGUUGUUAAACUCAUGGCCCCAGAAUCAGAUUCAGACCCCAGGGAAAUCAUAAAUUGAAAAUGCUUUUAAAAUCUUCAAAUAUGUUCUUGAAUUCUGAUUAUCUAGCACACAAACUGGGUGCAUACCUCUAUGUCUAUGGAGGCCUAUUCCAAAGCUGUGAAAUCCAUAACCCCCAAGGUUAAUGGUUCCAGCAACCCCAGGGUGGGGUUUCUAGACUCUUAACAGAAAAUGUAAUACCCCUAUAAAAAUAUAAAAAGAAUCUUUACUCCUGGACAUCUUUCUCAAUCUCAUACCUUGAGCAACACUUACUUAUGACCUGUUAGUUUGUUAUGACCUCUAUCAAGGUCAUUUAUCAAGGUCCCUAUGUUGUACAAUAGAAUCAGGAAUUAAAUAUCCUUUAUUUACUAUAGGGUCAUCCAGUUCUCGGAUUUUUAAAGAUGCACACUUGCACCAUCUACUCGCAAUAUCUUCAAUUUAUCUUUUGUGAUACCCAUGUGACUGUUUAGGCCCGCGAGGCCACUUGUAGUGUGUAGCUGCAGUUUUCAGAUAAAGUGGUUUAUAUAUUUGAUUGUUUCAUCUUUUAUCAUUGAAUUGUGAUUUAGUUAAUUGUUACCUGGGUUUGCUUACAACCCAUUCUUCUUUGUGUGUGUUUACAUUGUGCUGUAUUAACUGGCAGAAGAGGGUACUUUGAAAUGAGAUCAAGAAAUAUUUUGGUUGACGGUCAAAGCCCUAGAACAUACCCAUUGAAAUCUUGUUGAUUGUUUUUUUAGAACUUGGGCUGUGUUAUAUAGAUGGUAACCAAGUACUUUCCAUCCGAUACCCGGUUCAGUUGGAUGUAACUAAUAACUACAUCUAAAUUUUGUAAUGAAAAUGUUCUUUGUCAUUAAUAAAUCAAUCUUAUUCGC
This is a messenger RNA of Ostrea edulis (European flat oyster), 7637 nucleotides long. RefSeq names its product alpha-1,3-mannosyl-glycoprotein 4-beta-N-acetylglucosaminyltransferase B-like. Gene Ontology annotation, cellular component: Golgi stack; endoplasmic reticulum-Golgi intermediate compartment; endoplasmic reticulum. The coding region runs from base 363 to 2030 and encodes 555 amino acids. The record is from RefSeq and is a predicted model, not a curated record. Lineage: Eukaryota; Metazoa; Mollusca; Bivalvia; Ostreida; Ostreidae. Gene Ontology annotation, molecular function: acetylglucosaminyltransferase activity. Gene Ontology annotation, biological process: protein N-linked glycosylation. The transcript has 14 exons.